This is a messenger RNA of Melopsittacus undulatus (budgerigar), 4159 nucleotides long. Its product is annotated as UPF0462 protein C4orf33. The record is from RefSeq and is a predicted model, not a curated record. The transcript has 6 exons. Bases 370 to 963 code for a protein of 197 amino acids. NCBI's taxonomy places the organism in Eukaryota, Metazoa, Chordata, Aves, Psittaciformes, Psittaculidae.
AUACGCUAAAAGCUACUGUCUCUAUUGGGUUUUCGGCUUUCCCCCCUGUUCUCUUGGAGCAAGUAGGAAAAACACUAGGGUAAUUCCUGCUUGUCCUUUUCCUUCUUGCCAGCGUGGGUGGGAUCUGGAAUGGAAGGCGUAAAUCCGUUUGGUAAGGAGAGAUGUGAAGUGGUGGCAGCGGCGAGCAGCACCAGAUUUCUCCUUGCUGCUGGGCUCUGAGCAUACUAGCUAGGUGUGCUCGGCACUAUGUAGCUUGAGGCCAUUCAAUACGACUGCAAAGUGACUGAGAAAGUACUUGCUGUAGAACUGUUGAGCGUUUGCAUCUUUACAGCGUAUUAGCAGCUGGUAGAGGUGUGAUGUUAAAAGUGUAUGAAGAUGGAAUUUACAAUUAAACACACAUGGGAUGGUUUACCUGUGAGCCAUGAGCCAGCAACAAUUUGGCUGAAGUCAGACAAUGUGGGACUGCUAAUGGAAGUUAGUGCUCCCUUAUUUAAUGACCCUCCAGCACCACUUGGAGAGCCAGGGAAGCCUUUUAGUAGACUGUGGGACUAUGAGGUUGUAGAAGCAUUUUUCCUGAAUGACAGAACUGAACAAUAUUUAGAAGUUGAACUUUGUCCCCAUGGACAGCACUUGUUGCUGCUGCUUUCUGGCAGAAGAAGAGUAUGGAAAGAAGAACUUUCUUUAGAGUUUGAGGUGACCAGAAUGAAAACCAAAUGGGAGGGUAAAGUUCAUCUUCCUUGGAACUAUUUUCCACCAUGCAUUAACAAGUUCAACGCAUUUGCAAUUCAUGGCUCAGGAGAAGAAAGGAAAUAUGAAGCGCUUUAUCCGGUACCUCAACAUGAACUACAGGAAGGACAGAAACCAGACUUUCAUCGCCUGGAAUUUUUUGAAGAUUUGAACUUGAAAGGACUAAUGGGAGAAGAUUGGAAGCAGCCUGAAUCAGAUAUUUGGAAAUCUCAAUAAUUAAAUGGAUCAUGGCAAAAAUUUUUAUAGCAUUAAGGUUGGAUGAAGCUGUAUGGAUGAAGCAACUUCAUUCUGAGCAGAGUCUGUAAAUAUCGGAUUCCUAAGGCGUUUCUUGACAUCAAAAUCAUUGAUCAGUCUUAAAAUCAGCUGCAAAGUAUCUGAAUGUACAUACUAUGCAACAGCUGUCCUUCAGUUCAUCUAGGUUUGGAGUUUUUCAUAUGUGGUGAAUCUGCACCUACCAAUGAAGGAGAGAAGUGCUAAAAUAAAGUGCUAAAAUGACAGCUGUGUUUUUGUGAGAGCUCUAGCCUGAGAAGGCCAAUAUCUGGCUUGGAAUCCUUCAGUUUCUUCGAGUUAGUCCAUUUCUGCUGUACUUUCUUGUUUGUUUGUCAUUCUGUUGAAUGAGUCUUAUGUACCUAAAUUUUUUUUUUAUUGCAAUCAGGAGAAAAAUACCUCUUCUGGAAACAGAAAAGAAAAUAUUGCCAUCAUGGCAUUUGUGGCCCGGUACUUACAUUACAAAGUGCUGUGGAGGCAUUGCACUAUCCUCUUACACCUUCCUAUACAAGUUUUUCCUUUCAUGGUAUUGAAGGGGAACUUAAUCUGUGUUAGUUUACUAUCAGACUUCUUUCCUUCAAAUUCAGUGUGGAAUUUCUAGUGAUAUUUAGGUAUGGACAGUAGAUCUACAAAAUAUAUAUUCCAGGAAAAGUUUUUGGGACAAAUAAUGGUUAGUAAAACCUUUUGUUGUACCUACAAAAGCUCAUUUGUUCUAAGACCUUGUCACAUCACCUUAAGGAUUCAGCUCAGACACAGAAUUUUGUAUGCAUGCCAACUGAUGUCAGAAAUACUCUAAUUUUAAAUGCUUACAUUUUCUAUGUGCAGGCAGGAAUAUUUUUAACAGUAGUGAAUACUGUUAGAUGGCAACAUCUAAUUGUAAAUUCUCAGUCCCCUACUAGAAAGAGGACUUUCCUACAUCUUGUUGAAAUGUCUUCAUCACAGGCUGAAAGGUCAUGUUCUCUAGUUUUGUGAGAAGGUUUGUUUUGGGACUCUGAGAAUACAGCUCAGUUAUACCUGAGGGAGUAUUUUUCAGAAGUUAUACCCUGAGGAUGCAGUGUUGGGUCUCAUCCUCUUGUGUUGAGAUUUCUUCUGAACAAUUUAAAAUCCUACAGCUUUCUAGACGGGACUGAUGUUCUUGUAGUCUGACAUCCCACUCAAAGCAGGGCUAUUGUUGAAGCUAGAUGAGAUCACUCGGGGCCUUGUUGAGUUUUGAAUAACUCCAAAAAAUGGAGCUUCAGGUGCUCCGUGUAGCCUGUUUCAGUACUUUGACAUGUAAACUUGCCUAAUAACCAUUUCCCAUGCUGCAACGUCGGCCCAUUGCUGUUGGUCCUUUCUGUAUGGCUGAGUGACUUUUUUAAUGUUGACUCAUAAAUGGCUCUAAAAAUCUGUGUAGCUUUAGAUAUCGAGACACCUGUGAAAUUCUGCACAAGACUGCACUCUCCAAGUAAUAUUACUAAAAGGAUUCUCUGUUCUAUUAUGAGCUUGUAUACAGUAAUAGCUAUAGUCAUGUUUGUGUCAUCUCUAAAUUUACCUGUAAAUUUUGUCUAAGAUGGGAAUACACUUGCCUUUGUGAAAAACAUCUCUGUGUGAUUAAUAUCUGAGAGAGAAUAUUCCUUCAGAGUUUUUGUUUGCCUUUAGGUUCCUUAUUUGUACUUUCAGUUUUAUAGAGGUAUACUUUCAAAUUUAAGGAUGUUGGGCUUUUUUGGAUUCAGACUUUGGCAUGUCAGUGCACUCAUACAUCCAAUUGUUUUUGCUUUCUCUUAAAUAGACACUAUAGAUUUCUUGAUAUAGAGUGCCAUCUAUUGAGAAUUAUAAGUAUUGUACAUUCAAUUAUAUGGCUUCUUUUCUAUCUUCCAUCCACAUACAAUCUUCUAAAGGCUGCCAUCAGUCUGAAAUACUGAAUUAACCAAAAAUAUUGAUUAAAGCCAUCUUGUAGACACCAACAUUUCAAAGCUGCUUUUGAAAUUUUGGUUAAAAGCAAAAAAAAACACAAAAAAAAACUUGUCAAACUUUUAGUUUUUGUUUUCAACAGUUUGUUAAAAACAUGUAUGCAAAGGGUCAAAAUGAGUUUACUCCUUUUUUUUUAUCACAAAGGUAUUUUUCACAUGAUGAAUCAUGUUUUGUAUGUAAAGGACAGUAAAUCAAAUUACUUAUUCAGAGCCUUGAUCUCAUAUUCAUUCCCACUUCAAACCGACUACUUCAGAUUUGACUUUGGCUGCGAAUUAUAAACUUUGAGGGAAGUAGAUUACUUUCCCUAAAUAUGGAUUUUAAAAUAAUUGUCUCUGCAGUACAAAAUUUAAUGUUGGAUGCUUCUGAAAAUGGGAAUUAUCGUAUAGACUUUAUUCAGGGCACAUGUUACUCCACUUGUUGGAGUCAUUUGUAUGUUUCUAAGUCUUAACAGUCUGAACUGUAAGUUCUGGCUUUCAUCAGAAGGUUUCCAUAUGGGUUCAUGGAGUGCAGAGGUGGAAUUUGUACAACUUGUUUCUGAAGUUUUAAGUUAAAUGAAUCCCUUAAUAGAAGGUUACUUUAGGACACAGUCUUUACAUGAGGCACAUGUUAGAUGGAAGUGCGGCGUUCCAGCAUAUAGUAGUAAAUUCAUGGCUCAUCGAUGAAUAACACAAUGCUUGCCAGCAUCACUUAAAGCUCCCAGGACUUUGUAUGGAUGGGUAUCAGUGUUCAUUGAGAUGACUAGCUAGUUGGUGGUUUUCUUUUACUGAUCUGCUUUAAACUGGGCCUUGUUUUACAAUGUGGAGUCCAGUUGUAGUCUGCCUUUCUGGAAUUUCUGCUUUUUGACAAGAGGAAAAGACAGAACAGAUUGUUCUGCAUGAGUUCCAUUUAAGUAUGUGUUCAUUAAUUAUUAAUGUCGGUAUAGAAGGAAUGUCAUUCAACCCAGUCUAGCUAAUGUAUGUGUGUAUAUACAUGCGUACAUAUGUAGGCAUUCAGUAUUGGACUGGUUUUGUAUGUCAAACAUGUAUCAAGAAUAAUACAGAUAAAUUUACUAAACGUCCCACUAGAUACCUUUUACAUGGGAUACAAAUAUGAUAAAAUGCAGGGCAGCAUGAUAGAAAGCAGGCACUCUAUCCACAAAUCCAUUUCAUUUUGUAAUGGAUUUGAACACUUCAACUCUAUAGGCACUUCUUACCCA